GCUUUCAGUUGCCAAAUACCAGUGAUUCGAAGCAGUUGAGGCUGGUUCAUCAAUAGCGAAAUGAACGAUAAAUAUAUGCCACCACAGCCACCACCGUAUGGCUUCAGCUCGGCACCACCCGCUGGGUCGCAAAGCUACGCCCCACAAGGUUACCCCCAGCAAGGGUCUCUGCCUCAAGGAUACUUACCGCAGGGGUAUCCACAACAAGCAUAUUCCCAACCAGGAUAUCCUGCGCAGAGUAGCGCACCGCCACCUCCAAGCUUUACAAGCUUUCCGUCACAAAGCUAUGGAGCGACGCCUCCACAGAGCUAUGAGCCACCGCCGCCACCACACGCCUAUGGACCCACUCCACCACAGAACUACGGAGCGAACCCACCACAAAUGUCAACCACCAUAAUAACAGUGCAGCCCAGUGGCUGGUACAACCGAAACAACCGGAACAAGCCUCAGUCCAAUGCCGUGGGAGCGGCUGCACUCAUCUUCUUUUCGGGGGGCAUGAACAUUGCUUGGAGCAUUGGCUUUCACGGUUUGUAUUUUUCUUUUGCUCCUCUGCACACGCGCCUUGCUUGGUUUAUAGGCGCCAUCAUUGGAGCCGUGCUUAGCUGCUUCUUGGCUAACAAGUUACCCAAGAAAAUUGUCUUUUGCUUCUGCUCAUUUCUUGUGAUGAUCGGGGGAAUCCUUAUGGCAGCCACGACUUUCAACAUCAAAGCCGUUGAGGCGAGUCUCUAUCUGGAUGGUAUCGCCAAUGGAUUAGUGUUCGCCCCAGCGUUGGCAUUGACCGGCGAGGUCGCAGUGCCCUACAUGCGUGGAGUGACGGCUUCGACCAUUGAGCAUAUGUGCUACAUGAGUGGCUUCUUCGUUCAGGUCAUAUAUACGACAUCGUGGAACUCAUCGUCCAGCACCAGCUUCAAUGGCGAGAAUAUGCAUGGGGUCCUGUCCACUGUCUUUGGACUGAUUGGCCUAAUCGUUGCCUGCAUGCUGUGCAUUGAGUCGCCAGUGAUGCUGCUGGCCAAUGGAAACGAGCAGCAAGCUCUUGAUGCACUGCGCCGCUUGCAGCGCCCCUACACGAUGACCACGGAGACUUUCGUGCAGCUGGAGGAGCACAAGCGUUAUCUGGCACAAAACGCAGAGCUCUCUACUGGCCAGUGCAUUGCCCAGGCCAUUCCAGCCUUGCUGCGUCUCUGCUAUCUAAGGGCCCUUAAUGCCAUGAGCCUUUCCGCGUUUGUGCUCUACACCAUAAUAAUGCCUCUGCCGCCUUUAUAUAUAUCUCUAUUCAUACCUACCUGGAAAUACGUGGUAUACAUCGUCUGUCGAUGGGUGCCAACCUUCAUCACCAGCUUAUGCGUGGAGUCUGCGGGCCGCAAGAAACCUACGCUUCUGGGUCUCCUGGGCUGCGGUGGCAUGGCCAUUGGCAUUGCCAAAUUAAUCAUGGACUGGCCCUACGCAGUCUGGGAUACCUUAUUUGUCCUCGUGUGUAUUUUCCAAGCUUUUGCUGGCAUUGCAUUCUCGGGCACUUCUGCCUAUCUGACUGAAGCAUUUCCACUUGGCGUCAAGCAGCAUUUCAUUGCCUUCACCUUCAUUGUCGAAAUGCUGAUCUAUAUUAUCAUUUCAUCUGUGACCUACAGCCGUACAGGUCAUGGGCUUUACUUUUGCAUUUUGGCUGGACUUUGCUUGCUUGGCUUUCUGCUCGGUUUCUGGUGUCUGCCAGAGACCCGCCGAACUACGCUACGUGAAUCACAGGAAAAAUUCAAGGGUUUCCUGAGCAAGGGCUUUUAAU
This is a messenger RNA of Drosophila navojoa, 1777 nucleotides long. RefSeq lists its product as uncharacterized. Gene Ontology annotation, molecular function: transmembrane transporter activity. Gene Ontology annotation, cellular component: membrane. The record is from RefSeq and is a predicted model, not a curated record. Gene Ontology annotation, biological process: transmembrane transport. Lineage: Eukaryota; Metazoa; Arthropoda; Insecta; Diptera; Drosophilidae.